Molecule: messenger RNA, 3492 nt
Organism: Antrostomus carolinensis (chuck-will's-widow)
Lineage: Eukaryota; Metazoa; Chordata; Aves; Caprimulgiformes; Caprimulgidae
Product: collagen alpha-1(VII) chain-like
Exons: 31
Biological process (GO): cell-substrate junction assembly; nervous system development; cell-matrix adhesion
Molecular function (GO): proteoglycan binding; integrin binding; extracellular matrix structural constituent
Source: RefSeq, a predicted model, not a curated record
CACAUGAUGUUUCAUGAAGAGUUCAAGCUCUUUGGCAGACUGUUCUCUGGUGGCGCUGAGAAGAUCAUUGGCCCUCAGGAUUUACAUGUCAGUGAGCACAGCCACAGCUCACUACGACUCAGCUGGAUACCAGCUACAGGGAAGGUGAUGGGGUACCGUGUCCAUCUGCAUCCCUUGCUGCCUUUGGGGCAGCCAGCUUCAGAGGACCAGCAGCAGAUUGUGGUGGAUGGUGACAAAAGUACCGUGCUGGUGACUGAUCUGAAACCCAACACCAAGUAUGUUUUCAAGGUGAGAGCUGUCUAUGCAGAUGUCCUUGGGGAGUCAGCAGCUGUCAAGGGGAAAACAACACCUGUGCCUCCGGUCACUAAUUUCCGUGUGAUAGAAGAAGGACUUUUUAGUUUGAAGGUGGCUUGGACACCUCCACUGGGCAAGCUGGAGGGCUACAAGAUCUACAUCCCCAGAGCCAACAAACCAGGAAUGACCUACGAGCAGGUUUUGCGGGGCGAUGUCUCUUCCCAUGUACUAGAUAACUUGCAGGAGGAUAGAGAAUACAGCAUCAGCAUCUCCGCGGUGUACCCCCAGGGACCAAGCCAACCUGUGGCUGCUGUGGGAAGAACAUUGAAGCUCCUGCCUGUGAAAAGCAUCUUGCUGCAGAACGAGACAACCAACACGCUCCAGGCAAGGUGGAGUCCUGUCCGGGGAGCAACGGGGUACAGACUCACCUGGACAUCAGCAGAGGGCAGCAUCCAAGAUGUGAACCUCAGCAACACCUACAGCUACUACAUGAUUCAGGGGCUACAGCCUGGCACAGAGUACACCAUCACCAUCAACCCCAUCUUUGGAGAUGUUGAGGGACCAGUAGUUAGUGGAAAAGCAACAACAGUGGCAUCGAGCACCGUCCAGAUGCUGAAAGUGAGUGAGAUAUCCAUCAACAGUGCUCUGGUCUCCUGGGACUCAGUUGCUGGGGCUACUGGGUACCGAGUGGCUUGGGGUCCUACACCAGAAUUCUUUGGCAAAGACCGUCCUCGCCAGCUGGCCCUCAACAAGUCCAUCACAGCCUACCAGCUCCGCAACCUGGCCCAUGACACCGAGUACGUGAUUUCCCUCUAUGUGCUUUUUGGCUCGAUGGAGGGACCAGGGAUCACAACCUCAGCCAGGACAUCUCCUCUUGGCUAUGUCACCAAUUUCAAGGUGAUAUCCUACACCAACACAAGCCUGUCUAUAGCGUGGAGUGCCACAGCAGCUGCCACCAAAUUCAAAGUCACCUGGAGCCCUGUGGGAGCAGGCAAAGUAAAACAGGUUGCCAAGACUCAAUACUUGGGCAGUAGGGUGUUGACUUACCGGAUUGACCACUUGCUGCCCAACACCCUGUAUAAAGUCAGUCUUCGAGCUGUCUUCAACAAGAUCGAGGGGCCAGAGGUGACUCUGACUCACCACACAGCAUCUCUUGCAGACUCCAACCCCACCCAGACCAUUCAAGAUCUGAGGAUUAUUGACACUGGCAUAAAUACUUUGAAGCUAUCUUGGAGGAGACUUCCUGGAGUAACUCAUUAUAAGAUAUCCUGGGUGCCAGUCAGUGGUGGUUUGGAAACCUCCCAGGUGGUUGCAGCAGAGACAGACUCGUUCACCAUCCCUAAACUGAAGGAGAGCACCACCUACACCAUCUGCAUGUCUGCAAUGAUCAGGGGACAAGAGGGAAGCCCCACACUCCUCACAGCCAAAACUUUGGAUUUACCCAAAGUGACUGAGUUCACAGUACAGGAAGCUGCAGAGACCAGCAUUGUGCUGACUUGGACAACUGUUCCUGGGGCAUCCACCUACCUAUUAACAUGGCGCUUGUUCUCAGCUUCUGAUCUUUCCCAGGAACUGUUAUCAGCAGCUUCUAGAUCAUAUCGAGUGACAGGUCUGAGCACCAAAGAAAUGUAUUUGUUUUCCAUAAGACCAGUCUUUGGAGAUACAGAGGGACCAGAGACAACACUCCUUGGGCAAACAGUGGGACCUCACAGAGAUUCACCUGCGCCAGUUGCUCCAGUGACUUCUUCAAAAUUGGAUACCAGGAGAUCCCUGUUCAUAUCUCCUAGCAAUGUGGGGACCACUCCUCUCCCACUGGCCACCACUACAAAGCUACCACCAGCCCCAGAGAUCUCACUAUCGACCACUGCACUGCUCACAACUCUCCCUGGGCCAAUUUGUGGCAAGUUCAAAGCAGAUAUUGGCUUCCUGGUGGAUGAGUCCUCGAGUAUUGGCCAGAGCAAUUUCAAUAAAGUGAAGGAUUUCCUCUUCCGGAUCGUUUCCUAUUUCCCUAAGAUUGGGCCUGAAGGGACACAGGUUGCUGUUGCUCAAUACAGUGAGAAGCCCAGGACAGCCUUCCACUUCAACCAGCACCGAGACCGCAACAAUGCCCUGAAAGCCAUCAAGGAACUGCAUUAUGCUGGAGGCAACACAAAAACAGGUCGUGGUUUAACCUACAUGCUAAAUGAGAUAUUUCAGUCCUCCAGAGGGAUGAGACCAGAUUUCCCUCAUGUCCUGGUCCUCCUGACUGAUGGGCGAUCUCAAGAUGAUGUGUUGCAACCAGCCAGAGUAGCCCAUGCUUUGGGAAUCCGCGUCAUUGCUUUGGGUGUCUCAGGAGCUGACCCUGUUGAGCUCAACAGCAUCUUGCUGCAGCAGAACCUUCAGAAUGUUUUCUAUGUCAGCACAUUUGACGACUUCCCCCAGAUCCUCCAAGAGCUAAUAGAAGUCAUUUGUUCUGACCCUCAACCUUCAGGGACCCAGCUACCAUCUGGGGAGGUUGCCAGACAUAAAGCUGACAAGCAAUUACCAUUUGGUGACACAGAGAACAAACCACCCAUCCCUGAUCCAUCAUCAGCUGAGCCAAAUAUCCAUAAAGAAGAGGAGUCGUGUGGUCCCUGGUGUUUGAAGAGCUCCAGGGGCUCACCAGUUCAUGGACACUAUGGCUCAUACAGUUUGGCUACAAAGGGAGAGAAAGGAGAGAGGGGAUUACCUGGAAAGGACGGAAUUCCUGGGCUACCGGGCAGACCAGGGCGGACAGGUCCUCCUGGUCCUCCUGGACUCAUGGGUCUCCCUGGCAUCCAAGGUGGUAUUGGAUCUCCUGGCUAUCCUGGACCAGUGGGACCAAAAGGAGACAGAGGUGAACCAGGCUAUGUCCUUGGAGGAGUGGAGGUGAUUCCAGGACGAAAUGGGCAGCCUGGUCCCCCUGGACAGAAAGGGCAGCCAGGGGUUCCUGGGGUAGCAGGACUACCAGGUUUACCAGGGCCACAGGGGCCACCAGGGAUCUCCAUCAAGGGUGAACCAGGGGAUGCAGGUAUCAGGGGCCCUCGUGGGAGGAACGGCCUCAAGGGUGACAGAGGAGGCAUGGGAGAGCCGGGGAAACCUGGCUUGCCAGGCACUGUAGGGCUAGAUGGUGUUUCUGGACUGCCUGGACCAAGGGGAGAAAAGGGGAUGAUGGGACCUCCAGGAGUACCAGGACCAAAG